AUGCCACCAGGCCGCCCUCAGCAAGUGCCCAGGGAGAUGCCCUCAGCGGGGCGGGGGGCACAUGCCCCACCCGUCCAGCCCUGGGUCUGGGCCCCUUCCCAGUGCCAGAGGUCAACGGGGAAAGCCAAGCAGCGCCAGGGCGGGCAGGCAGAGGCGGGAGGACGGAAUGAGGGCGCGCGGGGUGGGACACCGUGGAGCGAGGUGGAGAAGCCCCCACCCCACCGCACCCCCCGGACCCCUCCUCUGCGCUCCGAGGCCGCGUUGCCAGGCACCCUAGAGCGCCCCGACCCCCACCCGCCCCAGCACUGGCGACUCUGCCCAGCGGCGCAGGACCUGGGCGGCUCCAAGGUCACAGCGGCGGGGCCACCGCUCCCGGAGCCGGUGCCGCCGCGUAAACAGGCGCUGCCCGCGGGGUCCUGCCGAACCUGCCCGGACGCGACGGUCCGAAGCCCGGCCCGGCGGCGCAGCGCGGUCCUCUCCGCCCCAGGGCCGCCCGGGGAGGGUCCCUCUGCGGAAAGCGUCCUUACCCGGAGCCGAGGUCUCAGCAGAGGGACUGGCGGCGCCGGCGCCGCGGUUUUAUCUCCGGGAGGGGGUCCACCUAUUGACGGUGCGGCGCAGUGCACUGCGCCCUGCAGUACGGCAAUGCGGUACCGGCGGGGAGGGCGGGGCCGCGGCGCGGGGACGCGGGGCGCCCCGGAGCGAGCGCGGCGCGACAGCGAGCGCGGGCUGGGAGCCUGGGGCAGGGCGCAGGAGGGCGAGGGCCGGGGGUGCAGAGGCAGCGAGACGGGCGGCGGAGGGGGAGCCGGAAAAUGCUCCAAGCCCCUCUCAGGCAGCGGUGUGACAGAACAGGUCCACAGCCCAGGCCCUGACCCUGAUGCAGUGCCUGCCAGGGAGGAGAGCAGCACAGAGGGCAGCACGGAGCUGCAGACCCCCUGGGGCCUCCUGACCCCCGCACCGCCCCGGGACUCCCUCGGCCGCCUCAGCUGCCUGCUGAGUCUGGAGCAACAGUGCGCGCUCUGGCUCCAGCCGCUGGAGACUGCGGCGGACUCCGGCCCUCGGGGAGCAGACCUGCGGCCCGGGUACGCAGACCCAGCUGGAGGACCCAGACCGGAAGUGCGCGUCUGCUCGGGUCCCGGGCCGGCCUGGCUGCUCGCGGGCGGCCCCAGACAGGCCGAGCCGGGACUGCACUGCGCGCGCAGGAGUCCUGGCCCAGGUAGGCGGGCCGGGGCCUGCGGCGUCCAGCAGCAGCUCCUGCGGAAGCGCCGAGUACCCCGGGGAGGCCAUCCCCCACCACCCGGGUCUCCCCAAGGCCGACCCAGGUCACUGGUGGGCUAGCUUCUUCUUCGGGAAGCCCACUGCCCCGUUCAUGGCCACAGUUCUGGAGUCCGCGGAGCACCCGGAGUCCCCGCAGGCUCCCAGCAGCGUGGUCCCCGGUGGCCUGGCUUCAGAAGCCGCAAGGAAGCAGCCGCUCAGCCAGGCCAGUCAGGCCAACACCAGGCCCUCGUCCUAACCUGGCCGUGCCACCAGCCCAGGUUUCCCAGCUGCCAGGCUGGAACCCUGCCCACCGACCCCACCCUGUAGACUAGGCAGGCUACAGCAGGUGAACACACCAGAACACCAGCCACCAGCAAGAGGCUAGAGACUUCUGCUCUCCAGGCUGCACUGAGCUCUCCUAACUCUCCUACAGCACGAAAUAAACUGCAAGCAGCCACAGCCCGGA
Messenger RNA from Chinchilla lanigera (long-tailed chinchilla), 1720 nucleotides. It is a transcript of the gene Ppdpf, whose product is annotated as pancreatic progenitor cell differentiation and proliferation factor. NCBI's taxonomy places the organism in Eukaryota, Metazoa, Chordata, Mammalia, Rodentia, Chinchillidae. The record is from RefSeq and is a predicted model, not a curated record. Gene Ontology annotation, biological process: cell differentiation; multicellular organism development.